AUGGACCUAACAAAGUUACUCUGUGAAAAAUUUAUAAAUUGGAAACCACCUGCACCGGAGGUAUUUAACAGAAGCAGAGACACUAUCACGCUCGACUGGCAACUUGGGGCGCCCUUUGGUUUCCUUGGAAACCAAUUGUUGUACAAGGUGGAGAAGCGGGAGAAAAUUCCUCCUUGGGUUAUUGUUUAUAGCGAAGCGACGGGGAGGCAGUGGUUCGAGUCGCAGUGGUCCGAGGAGACGUGGAGCAGCACCGACUCUGAUGGCACGUCGGCCGUCUGUUUCUGUAUGGCAGUGCGUUGUGGCUACGUCAAGCAGGCACAGGACGUAAACGGACUUCACGUGGAGCACUACGCCGUAGAUUCUUGUAAGUUGGAGGUGCUGAAACACAUUCUGGACAAAGGCGGCGACGUCAAAGUGCAAGACGGCAACGGGUGGACACCGCUGUUCAGAGCGAUUUGUCAGGGAGCCGUGAGCGGGGUGAUCGAGGAGCUGAUACUCCGUGGCAGCAGUGUCGACAUGACAGACCAUGCUGGACUCUCACUCGUGGCGGCCGCACGACUGCUUAAGGAUAAAAAUGGGCGCCGCCGCGACUCAGUGCUACGCCAAGUGGACGCGACAUUUAUCCAUGAGAAGGCUUUAGCGCACUUCUCAAGGCUCACCAAGAAGAUUUCGAGCGUGCAAGCUUUGCUUAAA
Messenger RNA from Iphiclides podalirius (scarce swallowtail), 693 nucleotides. The record is from the annotation of a GenBank genome assembly. NCBI's taxonomy places the organism in Eukaryota, Metazoa, Arthropoda, Insecta, Lepidoptera, Papilionidae.